UUCCCUCUUCUCCCCAGUCUUCCCACUGCCACACAGUCUCCCCAGACAGCUGGCUCCCACAGAUCUGUACACACUUACUUACAAAGGCUGGGAAGGGUUAGACACCAUCUGGGUACUCUCAGUCCUCCCUUCCCCUCCUCCCUCACCCCGAGUCUCCCCCCAUACUGUCCUCCCCCACCUCCAGUUGACCAUGGCAUCAGAAGCAGAAAGAACAUUCCAGCGGUUUGCUGUCUUUGGAGGAUCGUCAAGCAGUGGCACUGAAAUGAACAACAAGAACUUCUCCAAGCUGUGCAAAGACUGUGGCAUCAUGGAUGACAAGAGGGUCACCUCCACUGACGUGGACAUCGUGUUCAGCAAAGUCAAGGCCAAGAAUGCCCGAACCAUCACUUUCCAACAGUUCCAGGAAGCAAUGAAAGAACUGGGCCAGAAGCAGUUCAAGGGGAAAAGCCCGGAUGAAGCCCUGGAGAACAUUUAUAGACUCAUGGAGGGCAAGGACCCAGCUACCACCGGUGUUACUAAAGCAAUGACGGUGGGAGGGGUGAGCCAGCUGACGGACACCAGCAAGUACACGGGCACCCACAAGGAGCGCUUUGACCAGAGCGGCAAGGGCAAAGGCAUCGCGGGACGGGAGGACAUGACUGACAACUCAGGCUACGUGAGUGGCUACAAGGGUGCUGGCACCUAUGAUAAGAAGGGCAGCAGCUAGGGAGUAGCGUCAUCUUAGCCUGCCGGCCCUCGACCCUGCAUCUUUAACGCCAGGGAGCUUGGGGGACAAUAAACAUCUGUGUGUGCAGCAGC
Molecule: messenger RNA, 798 nt
Organism: Lipotes vexillifer (Yangtze River dolphin)
Lineage: Eukaryota; Metazoa; Chordata; Mammalia; Artiodactyla; Lipotidae
Gene: TPPP2
Product: tubulin polymerization promoting protein family member 2
Exons: 4
Coding region: 191-706 (171 amino acids)
Biological process (GO): microtubule bundle formation; positive regulation of protein polymerization; microtubule polymerization
Cellular component (GO): microtubule
Molecular function (GO): tubulin binding
Source: RefSeq, a predicted model, not a curated record